Durusdinium trenchii is the source of this 2475-nucleotide messenger RNA. The record is from the annotation of a GenBank genome assembly. Lineage: Eukaryota; Dinophyceae; Suessiales; Symbiodiniaceae.
AUGGGUGUGUCACCCCAUUAUGCCGAGACUCAUGAGACUCAUGAGACCUCUGGUGGCAGUCUGACUUUGAAGACCUCGGACCUCCGUCAUGAGCCUGCUUCAUCUUGGCGCAAUGAGCGUGCAAUGUCUGGCAGGUCUGGCACUGUGGUGGUGACCUCGGCCCGUCAGGUCGUGCCCAAAUCGCAGGGCAAGACCUUCCGCCCAGCCUCGCUGGGGGCCCAGGGCAUCUGGAGAUCGGGAGAUUUGGCGCCUGGUAUCUGUCCACCGAAGAACAUCGCCAUCGCCCGGGACGCCAAGCGACGUGCGGGUCUGGUGCAGCGAGGCCGGCGUUGGAUGGAGGCCCCAACGGAUGGCGCAAGCAUUCAAGCGAUUCGUUCCACUGGCGGAUCGCGCGGGGUCUCAGUCGAGGGUGAUGCAGGCAUUUUGGUACAGAAGCUGAAGGCAGAGGCCAAAUCUGCAGGCGGAGUCCUAUUGCCCGACUCGGCAAAACAGGAAAUCAACCAGGCGAAGGUGAUGGCGAUUGGCAUGGGGCGCAGGAACCCAAAGGGUGAGAUGAUCCCGAUGAACACCAAGGUGGGCGACACGGUGAUCAUCCCCAGGUACGGUGGCACCGAGAUCAAGCUGGGAGAUGAGGAAUUUCACAUCUACAGGGAUGAGGCAACGCAGACGAGCUACUUCACCCACUUCGGCACACUUCCAUUUCAGGGCUAUUUGGAUAGGUGCAGGGACGGAGACGGUUGCAUCGAAAAGAACUCAGACGGUUGCAUCUGGCUCGCAGAUGGACGUGUUGAAUCCGUGGUGGUGACCUUCGCCUUCCCGGUGAAUGAGGCCCUUUCGAUGAAGCGAAUGGACCGUUCGUCGCGGCACGGUGGAUCCGUGCGGUUCUUCGGGUCCGACGAAUGUCUUGUCGGCCAGACGGCCAGGCUCCCGCGGCACGUCGCCGGUGUCGCGGCACGUGGAGGGCAGGAGUGGGCGCUCCUCAUUGUGCCAGCGCUGGCCGGGAAGUUGUUUCGCGCGUCCAAGAAUGUCUACGAGCUGGAUAACACCAAGAUUGCAGGUGAGGUGGCCAAUGCGAGGAGCCCAUGGGUGGUCAUGUACUAUGCGGACUGGUGCCCUCACUGCCACCACUAUGCACCCACCUUCGAAAGGAUUGCCCAGAAGACCUCGCCUUUGCAUCAAGGGCCGGUGAGCUUCGGAGCAGUGAACUGCCCGGAUUUCAUGGCGCUUUGUACCAAGAUCCAGAUCGCGGGAUAUCCAACGGUUCGCACCUACCACUUCAAAGGUGAUGUGGGAAAUGCCCUGUCGGGAAGCCGUCCGGAUCGAAGCAUGGUCCACAAUGAGGAUCAGUUUGUAGCCUGGCUGCGGCGUAACGUGCCGGAGAAUGUGACGCAAGCUGAGGUCGUCGUUGAGGCGGUCACGAAAGGGAGUGGGCCCUCUGAUGAGCCCAGCAUGUCCUCAUCUGCGGGCAGAGGUGUGCGUGGUGCUCCACAGGUGGACGAGAUCCGCCGAGAUCCGCCGAGAUCCUCCGUCGUGCAAGAUGCUAUGCCUGCCCUCCACCUAGCAGAUGCUGAGGUGGCGGUGUUGUACUCGUUGCGUCAAGGCGCCUUUCUGCGAGGUGAGGGUGGAGUGCUAAGGGGUGCACCCUUAGUAGAACUGCUGCGUUGGCUGGAUUUCUUGGGCCGCUUCUUCCCAGGUGGCGGGCGCGAGCACUUGCGUGCCUUGGCCGAUCGCAUCCACGAGGCUGUGGCAUCAGCUGGAGACCAGCUCUUGGUGGAGACCUUCAAUGAGAUCAUGAAGACAAGGGGUCUUGAUCGAAUCCCUCCCGAGGCUGGCCUCAAGCCAGACGCCUUCUGGAGGCAUUGCCACAGCUUCACCUGCGGCCUGUGGUCGCUCUUCCACAUGCUUAGUGUGGCAGUGGCAGAGGAGGGUCCCAGUACCGAGAUUGCUGGAGUCGCCGGCCAGGAGCUGUUGGUACGCGUCCGUGGCUUCGUGGACCACUUCUUCGGCUGCAGCUACUGCCGGGAACACUUCCUGGAGGCCUUUGACAGCUGUAAGCUGGACCGCUGUGUGGUGGAACCCGAGGACAUCUCCGGUGCGGUCCUGUGGCUUUGGAAGAUGCACAACGACGUGACCUUGCGAGUCGCCAAGGAAGAUGGCCGUAAGAUCCCAGACCCAUGGCCUCCCAGUGAGGACUGCUUGGAGUGCUGGAACUGCCAAACUUGCUGGACCAAAGGAUCCAGGAGCGUGGAAGACUUCAACUCCGCCGCCGUGUUGACUCACCUCCGUCAAGAGUUUUGGAGUGAUGAGUGGCACCAAAAGCGACAUUGGUUGUCAGGCGACUGGACUGCACAUGGUGCAGUUCCCUUGGCCCUGGUGUCAGCCUUCCUUUUGGCUUUUGCAGCCUUCAAGCUGCUGAGUCGACAUCUGGACGGACCGGACGAUGGGCACCGCGGCAAAGAUGUGAAGGAUAGCUGA